Molecule: messenger RNA, 1791 nt
Organism: Acaromyces ingoldii
Lineage: Eukaryota; Fungi; Basidiomycota; Exobasidiomycetes; Exobasidiales; Cryptobasidiaceae
Exons: 2
Coding region: 190-1791 (533 amino acids)
Biological process (GO): lipid metabolic process
Source: RefSeq, a predicted model, not a curated record
CUGACUUCCCGUGGUGAGGUCAACAACAUAUAAGGAAGGGGCAUGAAGGUCUGAUUGAGUGACCCUACCUUUACGUCGAGCUUUCUCCUAACAUCUGAUUCGGACCUCACCUUUGCGCAAACGGUGUCCCGCGCAACACCACUCACUCGUCUCCUCAACGAGAGCUGGUACUUCCUCUCUGCCACAACCAUGGCGUCCUUCUCGCAGCAGGGUUCUUCUGCUGAGCGUGGCGACAAGUUCAAGCCUUUCAAAAGCUUCUCAACGCCCGUCGAUGACUCAAAGACACCUCCCAAGGGCACCGUCCAGGGCAGUAUAUGGAACUUUCUCCGUUUUCUUUUCAGGACAUGGGGCGACGCUUUCAUGUCAGUACCGCACAGUUGGACCGACCCCACGGUCAUCUGGACUACCUUCCUUUACGCAAGGACGACCACUGUUAUUCUCUUUUUCGUUCUCGUCCUCGAUGUCGCCAUUAAGCUUCCCCGUGGUCGGCGCCUCUAUGAAAAAUUGACCGAGAACAAACUGGGCUUAACGCUUGUAAAUUCUUGCUACCCUGAGAUUUUUACCCAUUUGCAAGAAGAGGUCAGCAACGCAGCCUUCACGACGAUGUCAAAGAGACGAGCGGAGAACAAGAGCACGACGUACGAUCGCAACUUUGACCUGGAUGUUGCCAAAUUGCUUCUGGUUAUAUCGGCGCUCAUGUACGAGCGCCAAAGGCCCUUUCCUGUGAACAGCGACGACCCAAACGCUAUCAUCUGUGACCACUUCGUUGCUGACAUCGCCCAAAAAUAUGGCCUCAAAUACGAGCCGGUCACCAAUGUGGGAAGCAACAGCAGUGCCAUCUGUGGUGCAUUUUUUUCGCUCAAUCACAACUUCAUCAUCCUCGCCUUCAAAGGAACUCAACCCGACGAUUUCAAUGAAUGGGCGACCGACUUCAGCUGCGACUGGGCGGUGGCCCCCGAGUUCCUUCGUGGCUAUAGUCGUGUUCACCGUGGCUUCUACGAGGCCUUGUUUCCUUCGAGACUUGAAAAAGAUAAGCUACCAUACGAUGUUAUUCGUCUCACCCUCGUCGAAAUUGCUCAAAGGAUCAGGUUCGGCCGCCCUCAGACUCCUCCUACUAGCGACGGCGGCGACUCUCCGGCCAGCAACAGGGGCCUCACUGAGGUCCAUCCUAUCAAUGUCUUUGUAACGGGCCACUCCUUAGGCACAGCCACGGCGUCAAUGUUCUAUGCACGCGCCAUCCAGCGUCCUGGCGAUCUAGGACCUCCCGGCCUGAUCGAACUGAACGAUGCUUACUUAUUCGCUACGCCUAUCACUGUCGAUGUUACUUCACAUGCCGUCUUCAAUGGCGACAUGCAUCCCAAUUCGGAUGAGCCUCCCAGGACGCUCUGGCGUAUUACCAACAAGCGUGACAUUGUCGCCACGGGCCUGCCUUGCUUUGGUGAACGGGAGAUUUUCUCAUCGGCCAGUGCCCCCAAUUCCAGGCUCAAUUUCUGCCAUCUGGGGCAGGAAAUCCAGAUGCGUGAUGCACCGGAGCUGUCCGAGCAGGGUCCCGGCACCCAACUUCGUGGAGGAUCCCGCGUCAGGAUCGUCAGCAGCUUGGCCUCGCAGCCGCUGGGCAUCAACUUCAAAGACUACAAAGGAGGGUGGGGCGUCUUUUUGCGCUACGGAGAGUAUAUUCCCUUUUUCGGUCGCAUGGCACAGCACUGUCCCGUUUUCUACCUCCGUUCGCUCAGCCAUAUGAGGAUAACUUGGGAGAACGAAUCGCUGAAAGAGGUUCCUUUCCAUUGGUGA